AUGGCAGAGAAAGCCCAGUCAGUCACUGCAAAGGUCGAUUUGUCCCAUGAGCAUUGGUGCAAGCGUUUGAAGCUGGCAAAUGGGGACAUGUUAUCCGAAUCCGCGUCGACAUCUGGAUCGGAUGAUGAAGAUCCCGUUGGAAUAACCGAAAAUAUUGCUGUGCUUCCUACUCCCCCAUACACGCACGACUCGUCAAAGGUUAGUCGUGUAGACACGGCAGUCACCGAUCACGAGGGUCCCAUUCCAAUACACAUGGAUGAUAGAGCUGGAUCCCCUUCAUCAACCAGCGUGUCAGGCUUACGCAGACAUCCUUUGGCUGAGAAUCCCAAUCAAUCAUUCUACUCGAAAGUGCGACUACGAAAAGACAAUGCACGUCUCGAUAAACUGACUGCUCCUGUACAAACCAAUGACCAUAAAAUGGUGAAUACCAAAGCAAUUGCAAUGGCCCCGAGACAAAAGGUGCAAUUGCUCCCCGUUCCCUGA
Aspergillus ruber CBS 135680 is the source of this 483-nucleotide messenger RNA. RefSeq lists its product as uncharacterized. The record is from RefSeq and is a predicted model, not a curated record. Lineage: Eukaryota; Fungi; Ascomycota; Eurotiomycetes; Eurotiales; Aspergillaceae. The transcript has 2 exons. Bases 1 to 483 code for a protein of 160 amino acids.